ACACAUGGCCAUGACGAAGAAAGGCAGGGCAGGAGGCACUCGACACGGGCUAGAAAAUCUCGGACCGCCUUGUCCGAUACCCACCGGAGCCGGCCGGGCGGCACAUGGACACCGAGGAAAGCUUGUUUUUUUAACAUCUUGGACGGCUGGAGCGAGCGAACAAAGCUCUCUUUUUUUAAAAAAAAAAUCGCUUUUGGAAGAAUGGAAGGAGCAUGUGUGCCUUCCUGCCUGCUGCUGCCGCCCGUGCCCGAUCUCGAUCGCCUGCUCCGGUGUCAGGCAUGGCCCGGGGUUGGUGGCCUGGCCGAUCUGUUCCGUUGCCGUUCGUCGUCUUCUCCUGCGAGCUCGCAAGCUAGUGGCAGGACAAAGCGAGUGCUCCGCUCCGUACGUGAGGGACAGACAGGCAGACAGCGAUUCCAUCCAUGCAUUCUCCAGCAAACCGUGGUGAAAAUCACGCCCGUCUGCCCCGCGCUGGCGCUGCCAUCUACAGUACCCCGCACGGCGGCUGCUCCUGCGCUCUGCAGGUCCGCAACAACCCCACCCGACGAGGCUCUGAACGCGAGGGGGAUUUCGCGGGAUUCCCGAGGGCAGCCGAGUGCAUUUUCAUUGCCUGUUCUUGCAGUAACAGCUCGCUGCUACCGUUUACUCCUACCUCCCCUGUUCCCCGUGGAUGGGAGCUCCACCUCCAUGGAUGGAGAUUGUCACCUGCUGUGCUGCCAGCGCGCUGCACACUGACACUGCACUGCGGUCCAGCGAUGCCAGUGUGCUGUGCAGGUGGGAGCAAGAUGAGCCAGGCGAGCGAGUUUUUUUUUACACGGAUCACAUGAUCCGCAAUGAUGGGCGGAGGGAGAGGCCUGGCCCUGGGCCCUGGCAGUGGCAGUGGUGGCCCUGAGGGCGGGGCGGAGUGGCGGUCGCCCUGGCCCCCCGAAUUUAUAGGGCCCAAUUCUAGUCAUGUGAUCUAAUAGCCCAUCAACAAAAUAAUGAAUAUCCAAAUAUGUAUAUAUUUUUUUAUUUACUUAUUAUUUGAUAUAAAUAUUUUUAGAUGUA
Molecule: messenger RNA, 1044 nt
Organism: Zea mays
Lineage: Eukaryota; Viridiplantae; Streptophyta; Magnoliopsida; Poales; Poaceae
Exons: 2
Coding region: 202-732 (176 amino acids)
Source: RefSeq, a predicted model, not a curated record